AUGAAGACUAAAAGUAGGCCUCUACUCGAGCCGACUAUGGGCGGUGGCCUUCAGAACACCGACGACGAUGUGCUGAACCAGCUGAGCAGAUUUGAGUCCAGAGAUCCACAGCAAAAGCAGUCUACAUCGAGAGGAGCGAGGCAGCCGAAAAAGCGCAAGUUGAAGCAGAAAAAGUAUGAUGAAGAGGAAGAAAAGCUACUUGAGAACAUUAUUUUUGGAGAUCGAAGUGAUAUCAUCAGUCGUAUUGAUCAAAAUGUGGAUCUAAUCUCCGUAGACACCUCAAAAGACAGUGCUGGAAAAGUAAACAAUGCCGAUGAACUGCAAAAUCAACUGUUCAUCGUUGACAAAGCAGGGGACAGCAAUCUUCUUGCUGACGAUGACCACCAAUACCCACAAACUAGUGGAACCAACCGGAAAAAGAACAUUCUUUACGAGCUAAGCGACGAUGAUGAGUUUUUCUCUUCAGAAAGGCCAAAGUCAGAACUGACUGAGGAGGAAGCAACCGAAAAGAAGCCUGCUUGGGAAGACGAGGACGAUGAAAUCAAAGCUGAGGAGAUGUUUGACAAGAAGAAGUACCCGAAACGAGUGAAUUCAGAUGAUCAUUACAAAGAGUACUUGGAGAGCAAAUUCACUGCCGUCUUUGAGCCGCCAUCAUGGGCGCAGAAAGCACUGGAAAAGAAGGAUAAAAAGAAAAAGCGUCCUCACGGAUCGGUGUCCGAGUCUGAUGAAAGCGGCGAUUCGGACGAUGAUGAUGAGCUGAACAGGAUGGAGCGAACGGCUCGAGAUUACAGCCAACAAAGGAGCACCGUUCAGGAGCUUGAUCGUGAAUUUCUGCGUCUGAAGAGGUGUACUCACCUGAAUUACUCGAGUCGCGUCAAGACGGCACUCAACUGCAUCAACUUUCACCCCAACUCCACUGUCGCUCUGGUCGGCUCUCGCGUUGGCCUCGUUCGUCUCUUUCAAGUGGACGGCGAGGAGAACGCCAUUCUGCAGUCGAUUUACCUCAAAGGAUACCGCCUCUGUGACGCCAAAUUUCUCUCUUCGAAUGGCCGCGAGGAGAUCAUCGUCGGCUCUGAUGGCUCUUCGCCCAACUCCAUUGGUCUUUGCUACUACUACGACAUGAUUGCCGGCAAAAUAGUGCGAAUCAAGCUGGAGAAGGGCGGCCAUCAGCGGUACUCUCUGCGCGGCUUUCAACUGUCCCCGGACUCGCAGUACCUGGCUGCCUGUGACAACAACGGGCAGAUCAACAUUCUUUCGGCGGGCAGCAAGGAGCACAUUGCCGAGUUGAAGAUGAACGGAGACGUCGACUGUCUGGCCUUCAGUCCCGACUCUCGGUACCUGGUGUCGCACGGCAAGGGCAACGGCUGCCAGGCCUACGUCUGGGACAUUCGCAACAUUCGCUCCGGUGGUGGCGGUGGCUGUGUCAAUCGCUUCACUGAUCUGGGCACGGUUGAGGCGACUAGUCUGGCGGUCAGCUCCAGUCUCUGCGCGAUCGGCUCCAACAUGGGCUACGUGAACCUGUACAACCUGGAGGACAUUGUGAAGAAGGCCGAACCGCAGCCGAUCAAGUCGGUGUCCAAUCUGACGACGGCGGUCACCUCGCUGCGCUUCAAUCACGACGGCCAGCUGCUGAUGAUGGCCUCCGGGAACAAGGACGACGCCAUUCGCUUUGUUAACACUUGCGUCGGUCGAGUGUACAAAAACUUUCCCGCCUACGUCGGCGGACACAGCGGAAAGACCUACGGCCGCAUCUACGACAUUGCCAUUUCGCCGCACAGCGGUUUCGCCGCCUGGGCCACCGGCAAGGGCACGGCACAUCUCUUUCGCAUCAACGACUAUUUCAACUAUUAA
Molecule: messenger RNA, 1851 nt
Organism: Rhagoletis zephyria (snowberry fruit fly)
Lineage: Eukaryota; Metazoa; Arthropoda; Insecta; Diptera; Tephritidae
Source: RefSeq, a predicted model, not a curated record